CGAAAAAAAAGCACACGGUGUGGAAUCGAAGCAUAGAGGAAAAGAGGCAUCUUCUCUGAGCACCAAUGGCACGGUAUCUUCUCCGGCCUCCCACUACCACCGGCGCCGCCGCCGCCGCCUCGUCCCUCCUCUCCUCCUCACGCCGCAGAAAUGGCACCAGCACGCCGCGGCCACCGGUUCUUGGCCUCCGCGCGCUCGCCUCCAGGCCCAGCAAGGCCUGCCCCGUGAUGGCGGUGGCGUCGGAGCAGUCCGCCGCGACGGCCAAGUACCCCAAGGUGGCCGCCCCCACCACCGGCCCGAUUCCGGCCGCGGAGCUCCUCGCCGUCAUCCAGGAUGCCGCCAAGGCUGGGGCCGAGGUUAUAAUGGAAGCUGUUAAUAAGCCACGCAAUAUUCACUACAAGGGAGUUGCAGACUUGGUCACAGACACAGACAGAUUGAGUGAGUCAGUCAUUCUGGAAGUUGUGAGGAAGAGCUUCCCAGACCACCUCAUACUAGGGGAGGAAGGUGGACUUAUUGGAGAUGCCUUGUCUGAGUAUCUCUGGUGCAUUGAUCCUUUAGAUGGAACAACAAACUUUGCACAUGGUUACCCUAGCUUUUCUGUAUCCAUCGGAGUUCUGUUUCGCGGAAAACCUGCUGCUUCCACUGUGGUCGAAUUUUGUGGUGGCCCUAUGUGCUGGAGCACUCGUACAAUUUCAGCAUCAUCUGGUGGUGGUGCUUAUUGUAAUGGCCAAAAGAUUCAUGUCAGUCAGACAGACAAGGUGGAACAAUCACUUCUGGUUACUGGUUUUGGAUAUGAACAUGAUGAUGCAUGGCUGACCAACAUAAAUUUGUUCAAGGAAUAUACCGACAUUAGCAGGGGAGUCCGAAGGCUAGGCUCCGCUGCUGCUGACAUGUCCCAUGUUGCCCUAGGCAUUACAGAAGCCUACUGGGAAUACAGACUUAAGCCUUGGGAUAUGGCUGCUGGUGUUCUGAUAGUCGAAGAAGCUGGUGGGGUGGUGUCACGCAUGGAUGGUGGGGAGUUUACUGUCUUUGAUCGUUCCGUCCUUGUUUCCAAUGGUGCUGUUCAUGAUCAGCUUUUGGAUCGGAUUGGCCAUGCCACUGAAGAUCUUAAGAAGAAAGGAAUUGACUUCUCCUUGUGGUUUAAGCCCGAUAAAUACCCUACCGACUUUGCUAUUUCAAAUGCAGCAAAGACUCAAGACUCAGGAGUACAGUGUUCCCUUCACCUUGUGCUUAUUAUGUUAAGGAUAGAGGCUCUGUUGUAUUAUCCUAUCACAAGACCAAGAUGGAAAAUUUAUGCAUGUCAAGAUGCCAUGCAAGAAACUGGUCUGCUUGAUGCAGAGAUUAAUGCUUAUAACUAUAGUGAAAGGAAGAAUAGGAAAUACAACGGCGCCUACAUCGAUAAAGAUGGUGAAUCUAGGACCUUCAAUCGAAAGAAAAUAUCAAGAAAAAGGGGAGGUGCAAUGAGAGGCCGUGGUUGGAAGUAUGGCUCUGGGUUUGUAGAUGGAGUAUUCCCUGUGCUCAGUCCAAUGGCGCAGGAUAUCUUAGAAUUUGUUCAGAAGGGGACAGAUGUUGCAACAAUCUGGGAGUCCUUGGAUAAAAUUCCUUCUACACACAAUCUUUUUGAUGAUCUUGUGAAUGUUGCUGUCCAAUUCCGUCUGAGCAAAAAAUGGGAUAUGGUCAUUUCAGUCUGUGAGUGGAUCUUGUAUAGGAGUUCAUUCCGUCCUGACAUCAUCUGGUACAACUUGCUCAUAGAAUCCUAUGGCCAAAAGCGUCAGCUGAACAAGGCGGAGUCAAUUUACAUGGCUCUCCUGGAGGCUCGGUGUGUGCCAACUGAAGACACUUAUGCUCUUCUCUUGCGUGCUUACUGCAAUGCUGGAUCACUGCACCGAGCAGAAGGCGUGAUCUCCGAGAUGCGGGAACACGGGAUUCCUCCAAGUGCUACCGUGUACAAUGCUUAUCUGGAUGGCUUGUUGAAGGCGAGAUGCACCGAAAAGGCAGUCGAGGUGUAUCAAAGGAUGAAACGAGAACGUUGCAGAACUAACACAGAGACAUACACCUUGAUGAUCAAUGUGUAUGGGAAGUCGAAGCAACCAAUGUCAUCAAUGAAAAUUUUCAACGAGAUGAAGUCGAUUGGAUGUAAGCCUAACAUCUGCACCUACACUGCUCUGGUGAAUGCAUUUGCAAGGGAAGGCCUGUGCGAGAAGGCUGAAGAAGUGUUCGAGGAGAUGCAGCAAGCCGGACACGAGCCUGAUGUGUAUGCUUACAAUGCCCUCAUGGAAGCUUACAGUCGGGCAGGAUUCCCGCAAGGCGCGUCGGAGAUCUUCUCCCUGAUGCAGCACAUGGGGUGUGAGCCUGACAGAGCUUCAUACAACAUCUUGGUUGAUGCUUAUGGAAGAGCCGGCCUCCAUGAAGAUGCGGAGGCUGCAUUCGAGGAGCUGAUGCAGCAGGGGAUGGCGCCGACGAUGAAGUCGCACAUGCUGCUGCUGGCGGCGCACGCCAAGUCCGGCAACGUCGCGAGGUGCGAGGAGGUGAUGGCGCAGCUGCACAAGUCCGGCCUGACGCCGGACACCUUCGCGCUCAACGCCAUGCUCAACGCCUACGGCCGCGCAGGGCGGCUCGACGACAUGGAGCGCCUCCUCGCCGCCAUGGAGCGGCGCGGCCGCGUCGCCGGCGCCGGCGCCGGAGGCACCGACGUGAGCACGUACAACGUGGUGGUGAACGUGUACGGGCGCGCGGGCUACCUGGACAGGAUGGAGGCGGCGUUCGCGUCGCUGCCGGCGAGGGGGCUCGCCGCCGACGUGGUGACGUGGACGUCGCGGAUGGGCGCGUACGCGCGGAAGAAGGACUACGCGAGGUGCCUGGAGAUCUUCGAGGAGAUGGUGGACGCCGGUUGCUACCCGGACGCCGGCACGGCGAGGGUGCUGCUCGCGGCGUGCUCCGACGAGCGGCAGGUGGAGCAGGUCACCGCCAUCGUCAGGUCCAUGCACAAGGAGGCCAAGACGCUCUUCACCGUAUAACAAACACUUUGCGUUACAUGUAUAAUACUGUACAUUUUUGCGUCACGUGUAUAAUACUGUAUGGUAAUACCUCCUGUUCUUCUUAAAUAGAUUCCAUCGUUGACUUUUAGAUAUGUAUUUGACUAUUUGUUUUAUUGGAAUUUAAGAUAAA
Molecule: messenger RNA, 3168 nt
Organism: Oryza brachyantha (malo sina)
Lineage: Eukaryota; Viridiplantae; Streptophyta; Magnoliopsida; Poales; Poaceae
Product: pentatricopeptide repeat-containing protein At2g35130
Exons: 19
Coding region: 66-3017 (983 amino acids)
Biological process (GO): phosphatidylinositol phosphate biosynthetic process
Molecular function (GO): inositol monophosphate 1-phosphatase activity; protein binding
Source: RefSeq, a predicted model, not a curated record